Molecule: messenger RNA, 2833 nt
Organism: Cyanistes caeruleus (blue tit)
Lineage: Eukaryota; Metazoa; Chordata; Aves; Passeriformes; Paridae
Source: RefSeq, a predicted model, not a curated record
AUGGUCAGGAGAGGGGGGUGGGCUCGGGGCGAGUCCCCGGAACCCAAGCAGCUUAUCCAGGGUCACAGUCAUGGCAGGGGACUUGAUUUCCCCGUGUGCCAUCAGCCCGGGCACCGUGGCUAUGGGCUGGCACCAGGAGCUGAACUCGCUGCUGACGGCUCCCGGUUCUCCACGCCCCGCGGCGCGGGGAAGCUGGGGAAGAAGCGGGCACUGUCCAUCUCCCCGCUGUCCGACUCCAGCAUCGACCUGCAGACCGUGAUCCGCACCUCUCCCAACUCCCUCGUGGCCUUCAUCAACUCCCGCUGUGCCUCGGCCGGGGGCUCCUACGGGCACCUCUCCAUCAGCACCAUCAGCCCGUCCCUGGGGUACCAGAGCCCACCUGGGCAGCAGAAGGGCCAAGGCCACCUGUACACGCCGCCCCCACCCUGCAGCUCCCACGAGCUGCCCCCGCGCCCGGGGCUGCUGCAGCACCCGCCCCGAGGGACCCUGAAACACUGCCAGCAGCUGAAGCUGGAGUGGAGCCUGAGCAGCCCCCUGAGUGCCAAAUUCCCAGAGGAGCGAUCUGAGGGUGACAUCUCCAGCCCAGCAUCCACGGGCACCCAGGACCCCUUGCUGGGCAUGCUGGACGUUCGGGAAGAGCUGGAGAAGGAGGAUGGGAAACCCGAGUGUGAGGCUGUGUAUGAGACCAACUGCUACUGGGACGGCUGUGCCAAGGAGUUUGACACGCAGGAGCAGCUGGUGCACCACAUCAACAACGAGCACAUCCACGGGGAGAAGAAGGAGUUUGUGUGCCACUGGGCAGCGUGUUCCCGGGAGCAGAGGCCCUUCAAGGCCCAGUACAUGCUGGUGGUGCACAUGCGGCGGCACACGGGCGAGAAACCUCACAAGUGCACGUUCGAGGGCUGUAACAAGGCCUAUUCCCGCCUGGAGAACCUCAAGACCCACCUGCGCUCGCACACGGGUGAGAAACCCUACGUGUGUGAGCACGAGGGCUGCAACAAGGCCUUUUCCAACGCCUCCGACCGCGCCAAGCACCAAAACCGCACCCACUCCAACGAGAAGCCGUACGUGUGCAAAAUUCCCGGCUGCACCAAGCGCUACACGGACCCCAGCUCCCUGCGCAAACACGUCAAGACCGUGCACGGCCCCGACGCCCACGUCACCAAAAAGCACCGAGGGGACGUGGGGCCAGGCCGGGCACUGCCCACCCCCAGUGCCCCCCCGGACAUGAAACAGGAGAAGGACGCAAACGGCCCCAGCGAGGCUCGGAAGGACGAUGGGAAACUCCUGGUGCCUGAGCUGGCCUUGAAGCCUCAGCCCAGCCCGGGUGGGCAAUCCUCGUGCAGCAGCGACCACUCGCCCCUGGGCAGCACCACCAACAACGACAGCGGCGUGGAGAUGGCAGGAAACGCCGGCGGCAGCUACGAGGACCUGUCCACGCUGGAGGACGUGGUGCCCGGGGAGCCCAUGGGCACCUCGGGGCUCAUGGCUCUCCACAAACUGGAAAACCUUCGCAUCGACAAACUGAAGCAGCUGAGGAAACCGGCAGCUUCCAAGGGCCUGAACCUGCCGCCCAUCCCCGGAGCCGGCCUGCCCGGGGACGUUCCCGGUCUCCCGGUGCCGCCGCCAGCCUCGCACCGGCGCAUCGCGGAGCUGUCGGCAGCAGAGCUGGGCCUGGUGGCCCUGGGCGAGCGCCGGAGCAGCGGCACCAGCACCGUCAGCUCCGCCUACACCGGGCCCGGGAACCUCCCCCUGUACUACCCGGGCCAGGGGGGCAAAGGUGGGCACAAGCUGCCGGGCCAGGGGGCAGCGAGCUGCGGGGGGAGCGGGCACUACGGCCCGGAGGGACUCAAGGGCACCUCCUGUUACUACCUGGACUCGGGCGAGCAGGUGGCCAACAGCCUGGACUCGCUGGACCUGGAGAACACGCACCUUGACUUCGCUGCCAUCGUGGAGGACGUGGAGACCCCCGCAGCACUGCCCGGACCCCCCAGCCCGGCCGGGGGGCUCCUGCUGCCCUCGGCUGGGGGGGCAAACAUGGCAGUGGGGGAUAUGAGCUCCAUGCUGAGCACGUUGGCAGGGGAGAGCCACUUCCUCAACUCCCUGUCCUAACGGGGGGUACCUGCCCUCAGGUGGGCGCCUCUGUGCCCGGGGGGCGCCUUGGGGAAUCCUCACACGCAGCUUUGUGCCUGGGGGAAGCGGGGAACACCCCUGGAGCCCCCCCUUCUCCAGUCUCGGAGUGUCACCCUCGUGCAGGAGGGGUCCCAGACACUGCCGCGACCCUCCAGGUGACCUCUGGCGUGGGGAACUGGUUUUACUGGGCCCUUACUGCGGUGCCUCGGGGCGCAGCCUGAACGCCGAAACCAAAGAGCCCCCGCCCUGCGGGCCGGCCCCAUCCCAGUGCUCCCAGUGCCCCCCACCCCAAAUCCCAGUCUGUCAGGACUGCAAGCGCCCCCAGCCCUGCUCCAGGGGGGCAGUUCCCCGGGGGUGGGACGGGGGGUGCCUGUACAUAGUGUUCAUAGCUGUCUGUCUGUCUGUCUGUCUGUCCCUCCUGCCUGUGAGAGCACCAGCGGUGCCGCCCCCUCCCCUCAUUAAACCCUUUCUCAGGGGACUUUGUGUGUUUGUCACCGGGGGAUUCCGGCUCCAUCCUGUCCUGGGGAGGGGUGGACAGGACAUUCCUUGGUCCUCUGUGACCAAAACCCCCCUGGCAGCAUCUUCCCCACCCUCAAUCAGGGAUCCAAAGCUGUUCCCGAGGUGCUGCCGUGACCCAGAGCGAGCGAUACUGCAAUUAGUGCUUCAAAUAAUGCAAACGCCUUAAAAUAAUGCUAUUAAU